AUGGGGCUAUUCAGCGUAUGUUUGUUUUCCGUUUUUUUUGUUUUUUUACAUCGCUGAAUUGGGUUUUUUGACGUAAAAAAAACGAAAAAAAACGGAAAAAAAUCAUUUUUUUUUCACAGCCUGAAUAACCCCAUUACCCGUUCAAUUUCAGGCGUCUUCACCCGUAUUCUCACCUUGUAAACCAGUGCCUGACAAAAUACUCACGCAACUAAUCAAGUAGGUCACGUUUCAUUAUUCGGGAAAAAACGUGUAAAAAUCUGACUCGGGGUCCUCAUUUAUGCCUCUGUCACCUCGCGAGACAAUGGCAGAUGUCGAUUGCGAAGUCAGCUUCAACAUGUUCGAGUAAGUGCCGCUUCCUGGAAUUAUCCGCGCUCUCUCUCUGUUUAUCUUCUCGUCUCGCCGCACGUGACCCUUGCAAAACAGAGACCUAAAAAGGAAAACGAAAGCACCUCGAUUGAUUGGCUCUGAAACUACAUAUGCCUUGCUCUCCGGCCACCCCAUCACCUUCUCUUCUCACUUUUUCCCCUCUCCUUUUCCUGAGAUCGGUUAAAUUCUCCCAAUAGUUGGACAAAACCAAUAAUACCUAAUAUUGUUUUCAAGUUGUAGCUUUCUCUGUAGUUCUUCACUUGCAUUUUCCAUCGAAAAAGACGGACACAUUCGCAGUCGCAUUCUUUCUUUUUGUACUGUAAAACUGGGGGUUUUUCAGUGUCGAACAACAACCAUUCGCUUCAGAAGUGUUCUCAUUUCACUGAGUUUUUUCUCCGCUACUUGAAAGUGUCGCGGAACUUCCACGCGCGGGCGUUGUACCCUCCACCUAAUUCGCGGCUACACUGUAUGCGCGAGGCAAUGAGGUUGCUCCGCAGCCGCUGCUCACAGUGACUUCGCCGCACUCUCCCUCACGCGAAUGAGUCUCCCGACCACUACCACCCAGCGCACAUACACAUGCGCGCACACAACGCACACACUGCCGCUCACAACGCGAAGAGACACGCAGAAAAGACACUGCCAUAACUCGUUUUAUUCCGACGACUAUGUCGCCCUGCUGCAUGUGUACUAUUGACGAAACGCAGACAUUGUCAUCAGAAUUUUGAGCAGUUUUACUUGGCCACGUACUCGUGUUCGGUUUCGAGCGACGAGCGUUCUUUCUCUUCUCACCCAAAAAAUGGUUAAUCAAAUUUUAUGACUUUUAUCUUUUCGUGGCCACCGCGGCCGAUGAUAAAUGGGAGGGCGGAACACGCGCUGGCGCACGAAGUGGAGGUAGAGUAUCCGUUAUCACAUUUAUUUGCAACAAUUGCAACACUUCGUUGUUUAUAGUUUCGUCUUCCCAAUGACAUGAGAUGCCACUUGUUUGGCCGCUGUGCCCCUUGGUCACUGCCAACGGCCGAGGGCUUCUUUCUGGCUGCUCCCAUUUCUAUGGCAUCGCGACCGACGGAAGCGCUCGUUUCUUUUAUGUUUGAAUAGCGAAUGUCUGGAAGAAAGAAAUCGGAGGUCGCGCUGCCAUCGAUUGGCCCUUCCCAAGAUUAAUAAAUUGAUUUUUGUGCGCAUUGCCUUAUUAGUUUUGCGUAAGUAAGAGUUCAAAGUUUACCUUUUUAUUGAUUUUAACUUCUUUAUAAGUCAAUUCAACUAAAAACGCAUUUUAGAAACUAGUAUUGCGAAAUUUAGAAAAGGAUUAUAAAUAAAAUUUAGUUUUUACCAAAUGUCUAGACUUUUUCCUUUAAAUGCAUGAUUUUUGAAUAUUGAACUCCGAUUCAUUCCAAAUGUUCUGUGCCAACACUUACCUUCCCAUUUUCUGUUCAAUUAUAUUCCUCAGCCCGUUCUUUGCUUCAAAAUUGUCGAUUGUACGCUUCAUUGGACUUCAUCACCUCCACGUGUUCUCCGAAUUGCUGCCGCCGCCACCCGAUUGGCUAAUCAAAUCUGUUAUCAUUUUGCGAGGGUCUGUUUGCCCAUCUUUACGGCCUUUUCUUCUCGAAAUCGAAUGUACAAGCCGUUGUUGGCGCCCCGGUCAAAGUUGUCGGACGCGCGCGCGUAGGAGAAAUAUGGGGUGAUCGAAAGAAAAGGCGGCUCGGUUACAACUUCAAACGACACAUUUUUGAUAUGGUUAUCAAGUUGAACAUUGUCCGGACACUGCUUUUUGAGUGCCUCUCCUCGUCGCGGCUGCAAAUUGAGAGAACUAGUUCCGGUCUCACUCUUCUCCAUCUUUUUCUCCUCGUUCCUUCUUAACGUCUUCUUUUCCCCUCCACUUUGUACCUCAUUCUAUCGUCCAAUUUAAUCUCAUUUUAGACGGGGUUGUGCCUUUGCCAGACAAUAAAUAGACCUCUUUUACACAAUGGUUAUCACAGACACGGCUGCGUGGGUACAGUCUCAAUCGAGGUGCGUUCGUUUCCCUCUCUUGUUUUUCUUUUCAAUCGACUGACGAGCCAAGAGUUUUGUCGAAUUGAAACAUGCGAUAGCGGACGGUGUUUGCCGCCGACAAACAAAUAUGUUAAGCUGAUGUAGGAGUUGAAUGUACCAAAACGCGUAAUUUCGAAGCGACGUCGAUGCUCCUGAUUGUUUUUGUAAUGAUAAAGAGCUGAUGACGCUCUACGGACGGCUCUCUUUAAAAGGGUUGUAUCGUCACGUCGAGAACACCAUUUCAUAAUUUUGAGAGAUGUUUGUUCUGCGCCGCGCCAUGUUUUGCGACCCGUCCUUCCGAUGACUCAUCAUACCUAUUGUAGAAGUAUUGUCGAUUUCAUUUCGGCGCCAUCCUCAAAUUCUCCAUCUUCUCUACCGCCUUACAUACAAAUCGGAGCCGCUGCUGCAGUCACCAUGGGUCUUGGAUACUAUCUUUCAAAGGGAUCCUCUUCGUCUGGCUCUUAUUCUUUCAACGGAGUGACCUACACCGGAAAUGUGAAGCCUCUCGUCGACCCGAUGAACCAGAGUCGCAUUUUGCCGGUAAGUUCAGUGUUCCAGAGCGUAUAAUUCGAAAUACACUAUCACAGGACGGCUCGCGUAUCAGUGCGUACCUGAAGGACGACAAUCUGCAAGCGUAUCUCUUUGAAGACGCGAGAACACUUUAUCAGGUAAAAGAUCAUGUUCGUAAUCAUGAUAAACUCAAUUAAUUCCAGGGCGUCCGACGUGGAGCGCGGCUCUCGAACAAUGGUCCGAUGCUCGGACGAAGAGUCAAAAAGGCGGACGGAUCGUCUCCGUAUGUCUGGGAGUCCUACAACGAGAUCAUCGAACGGGCGAACAACGUUUCCGUUGCAUUCCGCGAGCUCGAAAUUCCAGUUGGAAACAACGAGAACAUUGGAAUUUACGCCAAGAAUCGUCCAGAGGUAUAAAUUCGUAGAAUACGAAAAAUGCGAAUUGUUUUCUGAAAAACGAGUUCUCUUUUCAGUGGAUCGUGACGGAGUUCGCCACUUACAACUACUCCAAUGUGAUCGUCCCAAUAUAUGAGACUCUCGGCUCGGAAGCUUCCGUUUUCAUCCUCAACCAGGCUGAAAUCAAAAUUGUCGUUUGUGACGACAUCGCCAAAGCGACCGGUAUGUUUUUGUGCUAUGAGCCUGAUAACGGCUCGAACUGUGAACAGCGACUGUUAUCAGUAAUGUAACUGUUUUGAUGGUUGGUCUUUAGGUCUACUCAAGUUCAAAGAACAAUGUCCCAGCUUGAAAACUCUUGUUGUGAUGGAGCCAUUGAACGAGGAACUGAAGGCAUCGGCGUCGUCUCUUGGCGUGAAUGUUCUCACUUUCGAGGAUCUCGAAAACCUCGGAAAGAGAGCGACCAGCCGUCCGGAGCACAUUCCCCCGACUGCCGAAGAUCUGGCGACUAUCUGUUACACGUCCGGAACAACUGGCACUCCGAAGGGAGUGAUGCUGACACACGCCAAUGUGAUUGCCGACGGAGUCUGCAUGGACUUCUUCAAGCAUAGCGGAAUCGCCGCCACCGAUUCGAUGAUCAGCUUCCUUCCACUGGCUCACAUGCUCGAAAGAGUCAUUGAGAGUGUGUGCUUCUGUGUCGGAGCCAAGGUAGGAUUCUACAGAGGAGAUAUCCGCGUGCUCGCCGAAGAUAUAAAGGAACUCCGCCCGACUGUGGUGCCAGUGGUGCCUCGUGUGCUCAACCGACUCUACGACAAAGUGAUGUCUGAGGUGAACAAAUCGACAUUCAAGAAGAUGCUGUUUGACUUCGCCAUCUCCUACAAAGCGAGAGAUAUGGCCAAGUGAGGACUGUGACCCUUUUAUCUUUUAUAUUAACUGAUGUUACAGUUUCAACAUUCGCAGUGACGGAUUCUUUGACAACAUCGUCUUCAAGAAAAUCCGCGAGGGAUUCGGAGGUCGUGUUCGCCUCAUGAUCACGGGAUCGGCACCACUUUCCACCAAUGUGCUCACAUUUGUGCGUGCGGCCAUGGGAUGUGUCGUUGUCGAAGGAUACGGCCAGACCGAGUGCGUCGCCGCUUGCACGGUUUCCAUGGAAGGAGACUCGCUGGCCGGACACGUCGGAAUGGUCAUUCCGUCCGCGCAGAUCAAGUUGGUUGAUGUGCCCGAGUUGAACUACUACGCCAAAGACAAUGCGGGAGAGGUAUUAGGAAGAACAUUACAGAAAAGAUAAAAUAGCUAAAUUUGUAGGUGUGCGUGAAAGGGCACAUUAUCUUCAAGGGAUACUACAAGAACGAGCAGCAGACGGCGGAAACGAUCGACAGCGAAGGAUGGCUGCACACCGGAGACAUCGGAAGAUGGACUCCUGAAGGCACCCUUAAGAUUGUCGACCGCAAGAAGCACAUCUUCAAGCUGUCACAAGGAGAAUACGUUGCUCCGGAGAAGAUUGAGAACAUCUAUGUGCGCUCCAAAUACGUAGCGCAGUCAUUCGUUCACGGAGAGUCCUUGAAAACGUGCCUUAUCGCCGUCGUUGUGCCCGAUGCUGAGGUUUGUGCUCCUCCGCUUUUCCACCGAUUCAUUUGAAUUUUCAGGUGUUGGUGCCAGCAAUGGCUGAACAGGGAAUCAAGGGAACGUUCGAAGAGUUGUGCCGCAAUGAAGCAGUCAAAAAGGCGGUGCUAGAUGAUAUGCUGGCCGUCGGCAAGAAGGCGGGACUGUUCUCUUUCGAGCAAGUCCGUGACAUCUUCCUGUCUUCGGAGCAGUUCAGUGUGGAGAAUGACUUGUUGACGCCGACGCUGAAAAGCAAGCGCCCGAAGCUGAAGUCUCACUACGCUGCGCAGCUGAACGCGAUGUACGCGAAGCUGCCGUGA
Molecule: messenger RNA, 5215 nt
Organism: Caenorhabditis sp. 36 PRJEB53466
Lineage: Eukaryota; Metazoa; Nematoda; Chromadorea; Rhabditida; Rhabditidae
Source: the annotation of a GenBank genome assembly